Zymoseptoria tritici IPO323 is the source of this 2100-nucleotide messenger RNA. RefSeq lists its product as uncharacterized. Gene Ontology annotation, cellular component: membrane coat. The record is from RefSeq and is a predicted model, not a curated record. The coding region runs from base 1 to 2100 and encodes 699 amino acids. Gene Ontology annotation, biological process: intracellular protein transport; vesicle-mediated transport. Lineage: Eukaryota; Fungi; Ascomycota; Dothideomycetes; Mycosphaerellales; Mycosphaerellaceae. The transcript has 5 exons. Gene Ontology annotation, molecular function: clathrin binding.
AUGAGUUCUUCAACCGGACAAGAUGCGAAGUUCUUCGCCAGGGGCAAGGUCGCCGAGCUCAAGUUGGAGCUCAAUUCCACUGGCGGCAAGAAGGACAAGAGCUUCAUGACGAAGCGCAUAGCGUUGAAGAAGAUCGUGGCCAACAUGACGAUGAGCAACAACGACAUGAUUGCGCUCUUUCCGGACAUCGUUGGUUGUAUGGGGAUUCAGAACCUGGAGAUCAAGAAGAUGUGUUUCCUAUACUUGGUCAACUAUGCGCGAAUGAAGCCAGAAAUUGCCUUGAAGGCACUCCCUAUACUAAUAGCGGACCUUGAGGACAACAAUCCUCUCAUGCGCGCGCUUGCCCUUCGCACGCUCUCGUACAUUCACGUACGCCAGUUUGUGGAGGCAACUAUCGAUCCCCUGAAGCAUUUACUCAAAGAUCUGGAUCCAUACGUACGGAAAACAGCAGCAUUUACAGUCGCAAAAGUCUACGAUCACGACAAGCAGUUGGUCGAACGAAGCGAUCUUAUUGAUAGACUCAAUUCGAUGCUUCGAGAUGAGAAUCCCACUGUUGUUUCUUCCGCUCUUGCAGCGCUGAUGGAUAUUUGGGAACGGAGCGAGAGCAUCAAGCUCACCAUCGAUUACGCAAAUGCAAGCAAGAUUGUUCAAAUAUUGCCAGACUGCUCUGAGUGGGGCCAAACAUAUAUUCUCGAGGCUCUUACCUCAUACGUUCCUCAAGACACCCAAGAAGCCCAACUCCUGGCCGACAGAAUAGCUCCGCGUCUGUCACACACCAACUCCGCCGUCGUCCUGACCUGCAUCCGCGUCAUGCUAUACCUCAUGAAUUACAUCGAUUCUGAUCGAGCAAUCGCCGGCCUCUGCGCUAAGCUGAGUCCGCCGCUCGUCACUCUUCUCAGCAAAGGACCGGAAAUCCAAUACCUCGCCCUUCGAAACGCCCUCCUCAUCCUCCAGCGUCGGCCGGAAGUCCUCCGGAACGACAUUCGAGUAUUCUUCUGUAAAUACAACGACCCGAUCUAUGUCAAAGUAACCAAGCUGGAGCUCAUCUUCAUGCUGGCCACGGAGAAGAACAUCCGUGAAGUCUUGACAGAGCUGCGAGAAUACGCGACAGAAAUUGAUGUCCACUUCGUCCGCAAGUCAGUCCGUGCGAUUGGCAAGCUAGCCAUCAAGAUCGAGCCGGCAGCAAAACUGUGCAUAUCCACCCUGCUGGAGCUGGUCGCUACAAAGGUCUCCUACAUCGUCCAAGAAGCCACCGUCGUGAUUCGAAAUAUUUUCCGAAAAUACCCCAAUCAAUACGAAAGCAUUAUCUCCACGCUCUGCGAGAAUCUCGAUUCUCUGGACGAACCCGAAGCAAAAGCUGCCAUGAUCUGGGUCAUUGGUCAGUACGCCGAUCGAAUAGACAACUCGGAGGUCCUUUUGGAGGACUUCCUCGACAGCUGGGUCGAUGAACCUCACGAAGUGCAACUCGCACUCCUCACAGCCACCGUCAAACUCUUCAUCCAGCGACCUACGAAAGGCCAGGACCUCGUGCCAAAAGUGCUCAAAUGGGCCACAGAAGACACAGACAAUCCAGAUCUCCGCGAUCGAGGAUACAUGUACUGGCGCCUCCUCAGUAGUAACCCCACGGCAGCGAAGAGCAUUGUCAUGGGUGAAAAGCCCCCAAUUACCGCAGAAAGCGAGAAGCUGGAUCCUGUCACAUUGGAAGAGAUGUGUCUUGUGGUCGGCACUCUGGCAACGGUAUACCUCAAGCCAGUCCAUACUGUCUUCAGAUCCGCUCGUCCGCGCCGAUUACAAGACAGUCCCGCGCUCCAACGCGAGAAGCUGCCCAGCUGGCAGACCACUACGAAGCUCGUUGCGCCCGACGCGCAGGCCGCAACAGGCGUGGUGCAGAACGGGAAUGAUGUGCUCGAUGAGGCGGAUGCGUACUUCUCCAGCAUCAACAACCAGACUGUGGGUAGUGAUGUGUUUGCACAUAGUCCUAUUGGAGGAGCCAUGGGCAACGCGGGACAAAUGUAUGUGGUCAACCAGGGUCAAGGGCUGGGGACUAUGAAUACGACGCAGCAUGCUCAGAACGGGGAGGAAGAUUUAUUGAGCUUCUGA